Striga asiatica is the source of this 2487-nucleotide messenger RNA. The record is from the annotation of a GenBank genome assembly. Lineage: Eukaryota; Viridiplantae; Streptophyta; Magnoliopsida; Lamiales; Orobanchaceae.
GAGAGAGAGAGAGAGAGAGAUUUUCAGCGAAAGUCAGUGCGAAUCUCAUAGCACCUUUUUGCUGUUAUUGGGAUUCUCAUAUUGUUUCUGUUCAAUUUUUUCUCUGCCUUGAAAUGGUGGAUAAAUCCGGAGGAUUCAUGUGAUUUGAGCAGUGGAUGGAGAGAAACAGAGAUUUGCGGAGUGCUGGUUCGGCAGCAGACGGAUGCCCGAGGAGGAGGAGAACAGUCAUCACUGUCGGAGACUCAGCGAACGACGAUCGGAAGAUGGAAUUGAAGGAGACGGUGAGGUUCAUAGAUCGACAGCAGGUGUGGAGAAUGGACCGGGAUCGAGAUUUAUCCAAGAGGAGGAGGAUUGAGAACAGGGCUGCGGUGCCGCAGAGGAACGGCGGCGGCGGCGGCGGUGGUGGAAAUGAAGCAGCUCAAGAUGGGUGUGUGGAUAGAGAGAAAGUGGGGUCUCUUGAGGAGAGAGAAUCACCAUCAUGUGUUUCUAAAGUAAAUGCUUGUGAUAUUCAGCAUCUGACAGUGACAAAAGCGGAUCAUGAGGCGAGUGUGGUUGAGGUUGGGGCUAAGAAGGGCGACCGGAUAGAGAUUGAUUUAAUGGCCCUUCCAUCUUUACCAUCAUCUCCGGAGAUAAAUGGUGUGCUCGAUAUCAAUUCUGAUGUUGCUACUGGGGAUAAGAGUGAAACGAGUCCCGACAGAGGGACCCAAAUGGAGGAGAAAAAGAUUGAAGUAAUUAGUGUUGAUCAGUUAGUAGACCUUAAUGUGGAGAAGCAAAGGCUUCAAACCUCAAGUGCUAGCAAAACCAAUACACAGCCGCAACAGAGCCUGAAGGAGCCGAAAAAUCAAUCUCCAACUUCUUUCGUGCCUUUCUCGAUUGGUAUAGGUAGCUGGCAUGGUGUUCUUCCUCAUCCUGGGUAUGUGCUGUCCCAUCAAGAAAAUUUACCAGUAGAAGGAAGUUCAAAGUCUUCAAUCACAACUCAGGCCCCAGAGUUUAAAUUUUCAAAGCCUCGACCCAAGAGAAGCGCAACACAUAGAUACAUUGCCGAGAACAUUCAUUCUCACCAACAGCUUGUCCAGAAAUCUCUAUCAUCUGGUUCGACUAAUGUGGGCACUACUUUGUAUGGGACCCAAUCAUCAAACUUAAAGUCGAUGUUACCUAUACAGAGGUUCGCCAUUGGGAAUCCACUGGUGGGAGACUCUGAACGAGGGCAGAAUUUGGCGGGUGAGACAAUCGUGAAGCUUUUGCCUCAACAAACUUCAAGUCAAGCUCAACUUCAAGCUCGUAACUUUUUGCACAACCCAGGUUUCACAUUCCCACCCAACUUGUCAGGACCUUCUCAUUUUGCUUUGCCCUCGAAUUCAUCAACAAAUAAACCUCCGGCAAACUCAUCCCAUGCAGAGGCAUCAAAUGCAGGCACAUUUAAUCGCCAGUUUUUCCCUUUCAACGAAGCAAUGCUACAGAACAACGGCUGCCAGUUUCCUAAUCUGCCGAACAUAACUCUACCUUCUUUCAAAGGUGAAUCAUCCAUUUUAAACCCGUCCAUUUAUUCCCUGCCGGUUUUCAAUAUUCCCCCAUAUCAGCACCUGUUGUCCACCUUCAAUACGAAAACCGUUGAAAAUCGAACACUGCAAAUGGAGAAGAACAACAAUGGUGCCUCUGCUAGUGAUGGCUCAGCUUCUCAACAUCCAAAGCCUAAAAAAAACAACAAUAACAACAACAGUGCCCAGAUUUAUCCAUUUCCAAUCCAACCAAUGAGCUUCGGCCACGUUGGUAACAAACAGCCAAAUGCCGCUUCAGCUCCAGUGAUUAGCUUCUCCACCAUGCCGCAAAACUCCUCCAUCUUCCAGAUGCUUCCGGAACUAUCCUGGAACGGUGGUGGUAACAAGAACUUCCCUUCAUCCGAGGAAAAAUCUCGAAACGCAGCGUCUUCCAAAUUCGAAAAUUCGGGUAAAAAUGCCGGUUCUCAUCCGUCCCAUUUAAGUCCCCUCCCAAUUCCGAAUUACUCGCCCUUGCUUCCGAAAUGGGAGAACUUUCCUAGAACAGCGAAACUUCCGGAAGGCUCGUCUCAAUUUUCCGCACGAAACAUUCCUCAACCGAAAAACCCGCAAGUCCAGGUUCAGGUUCAGGGUCAUGUUUCUUACGGUAAUAGUCCGGUUUUAGUUCAGGGGCAGCUUUCGAAUCCUACAAACACUAAGACCAGCAGCAAUCAAAGAGUCAAUACAGUGAAAAGCUGAAAGAAAAUCAGGUGAGAUAGGAAUUAUAUUGAAGUUUUUUUUUUUUUUUAAUGGUUUUAUCUGAGAAUUUUGGUGGAUAUUAUUUAUGAAAUGGCUGUGUACCUCCCAUUUGGGUUGUUUUUUCUUUUUCUUUUUUCCAAAGUGACACACUGAUUGAUGUUGUGUGUAUAGAGACUAAUCUAUGUUAUAAAUCAUAGAAUUACAUUCUUUCAUGGACUUCAUUUCCGGUUUAAUUACAUUAUUUUCUUUUGAA